UCCGCUCCCAGCAGGAAUUCAAUUCCAAUCCCAAUUUCUCUUCACUUCCAGUCGCCCCAGCCUCCCAAUUCCCCCUUCCCCAACCUCAUUCCCCCUGGAAAAUCGGGGAUCCCACCAGGAAUUCAUCCUGAAUCCCAACUUCUCCUCAUUUCCAAUCGCUCUGGCCUCCGAUUCGCCCUUCCCUGAUCUCAUUCCCACUGGAAAAACGGGAAUCCCACCAAGAAUUCAUCUUGAAUCCCAAUUUCUUCUCCACUUUCAAUCACUGACCUCCCGAUUCCCGCUUCCCCGGCCUCAUUCCCGCUGGAAAAUCGGGAAUCCCACCAGGAAUUCAAUUCCAAUCCCAAUUUCUCCUCACUUCCAAUCGCUCUGGCCUCUGAUUCCCCCUUCCCUGAUCUCAUUCCCACUGGAAAAUUUGGGAUCCCAGCAGGAAUUCUUCUUCCAAUCCCAAUUUCUUCUCCACUUCCAAUCACUGACCUCCCGAUUCCCGCUUCCCCGGCCUCAUUCCCGCUGGAAAAUCGGGAAUCCUGAGCUCUGGGGGUUCUCCGGGGUGAAAUUCCCGAUUUUUCUGCAGCCUUUCGGGGAGUGGUGCAAGCUGCAGCCCAAAGAUGCGGCCAAGAUGCCCGAGAGUGCCUGGAAGUUGAUUUUCUACUCCUUGUCCUGGUCCUACGGCGCUUACCUGCUCUUCUGCACCGAUUAUCCCUUCUUCCACGACCCCCCCUCCGUCUUCUACGGGUGGCACCGGGGCAUGGCGGUGCCCGGGGACAUCGCGCUGGCGUACCUGCUGCAGAGCAGCUUCUACGGCCACUCGCUCUACGCCACCGCCUACAUGGACACCUGGCGCAAGGACUCGCUGGUGAUGCUGCUGCACCACGUCGUCACCCUGCUGCUCAUCGCCUCCUCCUAUGCCUUCAGGUACCACAACGUGGGUAUCCUGGUGCUGUUCCUACACGACGUCAGUGACGUUCAGCUGGAGUUCACCAAGCUCAACGUGUACUUCAAGCACCGUGGUGGGGUCUACCACCGCCUCAACGAUGUCAUCUCCAACAUCGGCUGCCUGACCUUCAGCGUCAGCUGGUGCGUGCCUGUCCCUCAUCCCAACCCCAAUCCAACC
Cyanistes caeruleus (blue tit) is the source of this 1111-nucleotide messenger RNA. The record is from RefSeq and is a predicted model, not a curated record. Lineage: Eukaryota; Metazoa; Chordata; Aves; Passeriformes; Paridae.